This is a messenger RNA of Pristis pectinata (smalltooth sawfish), 3018 nucleotides long. Its product is annotated as thioredoxin domain-containing protein 6-like. Gene Ontology annotation, molecular function: nucleoside diphosphate kinase activity. The record is from RefSeq and is a predicted model, not a curated record. The transcript is spliced from 17 exons. Gene Ontology annotation, biological process: UTP biosynthetic process; GTP biosynthetic process; CTP biosynthetic process. The coding region runs from base 130 to 3018 and encodes 962 amino acids. Lineage: Eukaryota; Metazoa; Chordata; Chondrichthyes; Rhinopristiformes; Pristidae.
AGCAGCGGGUCGCCACUGGGUGGUCGUAACCGUCCGACAGCGAUUUCAGCGCAGCAUCGCAUUGCAAGUAUUAAUCUGAGCAACGUUUUAUUGCAAGUGUUAACCCAGCAGAACUAUUUUUCAGGUGAAAUGGCUGGAAGAAAAAAGGACAUUCAAAUUGAGAUUCCGAUACACAAUGAAGCAGAAUGGGAUGAAAUGUUUGAAGCAAAAGGCUUAUCAGUAGUGGAUGUUCACCAAGGCUGGUGUGGACCAUGUAAAGCAAUCUUAAGUAUGUUCAGAAGAUUGAAAAUGGAAUUUGGGGAUGAGCUGUUACAUUUUCACACAGUUCAAGCCAGUCUUAUUCCAUUGCUACAAGGAUUUGAUGGAAAGUGUGAACCUGCCUUCUUAUUUAUUGUGGCUGGUAAAAUCGUGGAUUAUGUAAAAGGUGUCAAUGCACCAGUUAUUAAUAAAAAAAUUCUUGCAUAUUUGGAGAUGGAAACUGAAUACUAUGAGAAAGGAGUAGAACGUCAAGAAAUCCAAGCAGUUCAAUUAUAUGAUGUGGAAGAUGAAAUAGAAGAAUUUAUGCACGCAGCAACAUCCAGACAAGUUGACAAAAUUUUUACUGUGGUGGUAAUCAAACCAAAUGCAGUUAUUACUGGAAUUGAUAAUAAUAUCAAAGAGCAGAUUAGUGAGGCAGGAUUGCAAAUUAUGGUAGAAGAAACAGCACAAUUGACUGAGGAAGAAGCCAAAGAAUUGUACGAAUAUAAAAAGCAUCAGCGAAACUAUGAAGAGAUCGUGCAAACAAUGUCAAGUGGUGCUUGUGAUGUACUGUUAUUAUCUGGUGAAAUGAAAGGUUUUGAGUUUGAUGUGGAUGAAGCUGAAAUUGCCAAAACAAAUGACGAUGACAGUGACGUUAGAGACCUAGCCCACAAGCUAUUCAGUUUCUUCUUUCCCACAAUUUAUGAAAAGUACAAAAAAAUUGAAAGGACAUUAGCAAUCAUCAGACCACAACUUCUUGAAUUACAAAAAGUUGAGAUAUUAGAGGAGAUCGCAAAUGCUAGAUUUACGGUUGGACGGCAAAAAGAAAUUAAACUCAAAGAACGGCAAGUGACAGCAUUUUACGGCUUAAGUGAGAAAAAUGACUUGCCUCCAGAAUUUGUGGAAUAUAUGAUAAGCGGUCCAAUAUUGGCAUUAGCAUUGUUUAGAGACAAUGCAAUAAAACACUGGCGAAAUUUACUGGGACCUGAUGAUGUUGAACAAGCAAGACAGGACUAUCCAACAAGCCUGCGUGCAAGGUUUGCAUUAGAAGAUAUUCCAUUUAACCAGCUACAUGGGAGUCAGGACAUUGAAACUGCAAUGAAGGAAUUACAGUUUUUCUUUCCUGUCGAACAUACAUUGGUGGCAAUUAAACCUGAUACUGUACGACAAAACAAAGAUAUUAUUAUAGCCAAAAUCCAUGAAGGAAGCUUUACAAUCUCUGCAAUUAAAUCAAUUGUGAUGUCCCAGGAGAUAGCAGCAGAGUUCUACAAAGAUCAUGAAGAAGAGCCAUUCUUCAACCAAUUGAUAGAAAGUGUAUCUCAGGGUCCAUUAAUGGCUAUAAUUCUCACCAAGGAGAAUGCUGUUAAGGAGUGGAAGGAACUGAUGGGACCUGUAGAUCUUGAGCUGGCGAAGACAUCUUUUCCAAAUUCCCUUCGGGCUCAGCUUGAGUCUAGUAUUUUAAAAAAUGGGCUUCACAGUUCCUCCAAUGCAAAACAUGCUAAGGACCACAUUAAGAAAUUCUUUGGAGAUACACUCCUAGAUUCAUUUGGAGUUGUUCUAGAUGUGGGAGUAACUAUUUCCAGUACAGCUUUGCUAUCAGUGUCCCCUUCAGCUGAGCCUAGUACCACUGCUAUUGAACUUCCUGAAUUAGUGGACAUGGAGGCUCCCACUGAUGAGCAAGAAAUAAAUAAUUCUGAUGGUAAAGUUGCACCCGAGACCCAAGAUGUAUCUGUUCCUGGGGAAUUUGCUGAUUCUGACACCCUAAAUGCAUCUGCACCUGUUGAAGAUCUUGAUUCUGGUACUAGAGAUGUUAAUGCUCCUGGUGAAGUCGCUGUUAUCAGCACCAGCGACAUAACUGCUCCUGUUGAAAUAUCUGAUGUUGGCACAGGAGAUGUAGCUUCUCCUGCUAAAGUCCCCGAUGCUGGCACAGCAGAUGUAGCUUCUCCUGCUAAAGUCCCUGAUGCUGGCACAGCAGAUGGAACUGCUCUUGCUGAAGUCCCUGAUACCAGUACCCAAGACUUAAUGGUUCCUGAUGAAGACCCUGAUGUUGCCAUCCAAGAUAUAUCCACACCUAUUAAAGGCCCUGAUUCCACUACUCAAGAUGUAUUUGUUCCUAGUGAAGCCCCUGAUGCCAGUAACUUAGAUGUUUCCAUUCCUGGCGAGGCCCCUGACUCCACCACCCAAGAUAUACCUGUUCCUGAUGCCACUAUAAAAGAUGUAUCCAUUCCUGGUGAAGCCUCUGAUUUGACCAUUCAAAACGUACCUUCCUCUAGUGAAGAUCCUAAUGCCGGUACCCAAAAUGUAUCUGCUGCUAGUGAGGUCACUGAUUCCACCAUUCAAGAUGUUUCUGCUCAUGGUGAAGCCCCAGAUGCCUCUGAUUCCAGUUCUCAAGGCUUGUCUACACAAGGUGAAGCUCCUGAUGCAAACACUGAGGAUAUAUCCACUAAAGCACCUGAUGAUAAUGCAGAAGAUUUAUCUGCUCCUGCUGUAGCCUCAGAUGCUGAUGGUGGAGAAACAUCUGUUCCUGUUGAAGCUCCUGAUGCUAACACUGGAGGUACAUCUGCCGCUAUUGAAUUCCCUGAUGCUGGCAACGAAGAAUCAUCUGCUCCUAUUAAUACCACUGAUGCCAGCAAUGAAGAUGUGCCUGCUCCACGUGAAGUACCUGAUGCUGAUGAUGGAGGUACAUCUGCUACCAUUGAAGCCCCUGAUGCUGUAACUGAAGAUAUACCUACACCUACUGAAGCCACUAAUACUGGCAGUGAAGAUGCAUAUGCUCUCUGA